Molecule: messenger RNA, 1460 nt
Organism: Stylophora pistillata
Lineage: Eukaryota; Metazoa; Cnidaria; Anthozoa; Scleractinia; Pocilloporidae
Product: myeloid differentiation primary response protein MyD88
Biological process (GO): MyD88-dependent toll-like receptor signaling pathway; positive regulation of canonical NF-kappaB signal transduction
Molecular function (GO): TIR domain binding
Source: RefSeq, a predicted model, not a curated record
AUGUUAUGCCGAACAGGGAAGUUGACUAUUUCCUCUUUGACGCAAUUGCGGUUAACACGUGACGAGAAAGUCGUGAUGUUUAGAAUGUUUACUCACAUGUGUUUUGUAUAACUCUGCACGGUGUAGUGCCAAAGUUCUUUUGGUUUGCGGCAUCCACCGCCUUCAGAAUGGAACAGACCAAGGCAAAGCAUCGGUGCAAAAGAAUCAAAGUUGUGGUAAAGAAAUUUUUCACGCGAGGACGACAAUCGGAUGAAAAGAGAAGCAAGAGUAAGGUAUCAGGUGAGGCAGGCCCCACAGUUGGUUUCAGUGUUUUAGAUAUUGGUGUUCUACCUGAAAGAGGUGAUGAUGUUUCCUCAGAUGGUGAUACAAUGCUGAACAGCAGUAAUGGUCUUCCCUCUGACAUUCCACUCUCUGGUACUGUAGCUCUUCCUUUAGAUGGGGAUCAUGAAGGUGGUGAUGUUUCACCCCCAGCCUCUGAGGAAAAGCUCCUUAAAGAUUUAUGUACACAAGGUCAUGAAAAGCUGAUCAUUCUAUUGCGACCUGCAUGUGCACUAGGAAAUGACUACCGGCUGUUGGCUGCUAAAAUGGGAUACACGAAUGAAGAGAUUAAGUAUCUUGAAAGUUUACGUGAACCUGUGAAAGAAUUGAUGACAAGAUAUGAUAAAGAGGGGAGAACAAUUGCUGAACUGUUAUCACUUUUACAACAAAUAGACAGACCAGAUGUGGUACAGGACCUUCAGCCAUACAUAGAUUCAACACCUUUUCCAAGGGAGGUAAAAGAAAGAGAGCAGAGGACCAAUAACAAUGUUGUACAAAGGACAGUUCGGAAGUCUUAUCAUGCAUUUGUCUGCUUUGCUGAGGAAGACAAAGCUUUUGUUGACAACCUUGUCAAGAAAAUGGAAAAUAAAAAUCGUAAUCUACACCUGUGUUUGCCUGUGCGGGACUUUUUACCAGUUGGUUCUCAUCUUGAAACAACCGCUUUGGCAAUUGAGCAAAGAUGUAAAAAGUUCAUUGUGAUCCUGUCAAAAAAUUAUGACAGUAGUCAAGGAGCCAUAUACCAGGCACAAAUUGCCACAAGUCUUGCACCAGGUGCUAAAGAGAAGCGAAUUAUACCAGUGCUCAUUGAUGAGGAAUAUAGAUGCAGUAUUCCACGUACCCUUUCUCACAUCACCUACCUUGAUUACCUCAGGCAGGAUGAAAAACACUUCUGGAAUCUGUUAUGUGACACUCUCACACGCAAUAUUUGAAUUUAAGCAAUUGUGUACAGAAUGUUAGAUCUGCCGACAGAGCUGAAUAACAGAUACGCAUGUGCCAGGUUUUGCCGCGGAAACACGGAUUUUCAAUCGUUCGCAUGGUUGAUUUCUUAUUCUGUUGCUUAGAGGCAUUGUUUUCCUUGCCACUUUUCUUUUAGAGAACAACCUCCAAAAAUUUGGUACACGCCCUAAAAAUUUUCAAAAAUU